Molecule: messenger RNA, 1857 nt
Organism: Acaromyces ingoldii
Lineage: Eukaryota; Fungi; Basidiomycota; Exobasidiomycetes; Exobasidiales; Cryptobasidiaceae
Product: glycoside hydrolase
Exons: 2
Coding region: 336-1727 (463 amino acids)
Biological process (GO): glucan catabolic process
Cellular component (GO): extracellular region; cell surface
Molecular function (GO): beta-glucosidase activity
Source: RefSeq, a predicted model, not a curated record
GGCCCUCUUGCCGCCUGCAGCUGCUUGAUUGCCCUUUGUCCCAUCUAACGAGCUCCAAGCUACGGUAGUGCCGGAGCAAGAGACGUGGACGGUUUAGGCGCUUUAUAUCAUAGCCAAGUCCAAGCUUUCUCACACCCACCUCCUUUUCUCACGAAUCUCCCUCCUGUGUACCUCUUCGCUCACGCUUCCUCCUCUCGCAGCCCCUUCGUCACCCCUCCUCCUUCUUCUUGGCUCCCCCUUUUCUCUACGACGGCGGUAUACGGCGGUAUAAACCUGGCUGUGUCCAAUCUGCCGUCCCCCUCCUUUCCCCUCGGCCUCCUCCUCUCAUUCGCAAGAUGGUGAGGAUCUUUCGUUUCACGGCACUUGCCGUCGUACUCGGCACCACAGCAGUCCGUGCCCUUCCGCGAGGCAGUCGCUCUGUUGGCUUUGACUUGGACGGUCCCACCCUCUUUCUGGACGAGCGAGGCGACAUCGACGGCGAUCUCUUUGAAGAGCGAGACGGAGCGCUCCAAAAUGCGCGUGUCCUGCUCCGACAAAAACGGCAAAACCCCGCUUUUGACUAUGCCAACACAAAGGUCCGCGGCGUGAACAUCGGAGGCUGGCUUGUCGCUGAGCCUUGGAUUACACCGUCGCUCUUUGACAACACGGGCGAUGAUCGCGUCAUCGACGAGUACACGUUCGGAAAGUACAUCAGCGACGUUGGAAGCCGGCUCGAGAGUCACUGGAGCUCCUUCUACUCGGAAAGCGACUUCUCCCAGAUUGCCGCUGCGGGCCUCAACCAUGUACGGAUUCCCAUUGGCUACUGGGCCAUCGACCAGAACCAUGGCGUGUACUACCAGGGCAGCCAGCUGUCGCACCUUCAAACGGCCGUUGGGUGGGCUAGAAACCACGGUCUCAAGGUUGUCGUAGACCUGCAUGGCGCCCCUCAUUCCCAGAAUGGCUUUGACAACUCUGGCCGAAAGGGCAGCCCGGACUGGUUCACGAGCGAAGACUACAAGAACCGGGCCAAGGCAGUCAUUCAGACGCUGGCAAACACGUUCAAGAAUGACGCAGACACCGUCACGGCCAUCGAGCUGCUCAACGAGCCCCUGACCACUUCGGGCCCUUCCAAUGCCCUCUCGUUUACCCAGGACUACUACAACAAUGCCUACUAUGCCGCGCGGUACCCUUCUGGGUCGCAGGAGACCAACUUUGCCAUUAUGAUCCAUGACGGCUUCCAACCCCUGUCGGCCUGGCAGAACCAGCUGCAGCCGCCCACCUACCAGCAGGUGAUCCUGGACACGCACAUCUACUACGUCUUUGACAACAACGUCGUCGGCCUCGGCAAGCAGGACAAGCUCAACCAGGUCUGCGGGAAACGGAGCUCGAUUGCGCAGAGCCAGCCUCACCUCUACACGGUCGUGGGCGAAUGGACUGCCGCGCCGACCGACUGCGCCAAGUACCUCAACGGCCGCGGCGUCGGUGCUCGCUACGACGGCUCCUACCCUGGCUCCUCCUACCACGGCUCGUGCAACGGCAAGACGGGCACCGGCAGCGACUUUACGGACAAUUACAAGAACUACCUUGCGUCGAUGUUUGACACGCAGCGGAGCGUCUACGAGGCUGGCUCUGGCUGGAUCUUUUGGACCUGGAAGACGGAGCAGGCGGCCGACUGGGACUACCAGCGCGGCCUCAAGCUGGGCUUCAUCACCAACAACCUCAACCAGAAGGGCUUGGCAAGCUGCUGAGCGAGAGCACACGUACGCCCGCGCGCGACAUACAGAGACUUUCGAUACUUUCCACACGCUACGACAGCUUAAUGACUUCAACUACAUGCUUUGUCUGUACGAGGAGAUGCAAUUUGAAACGCCCGACUUU